This is a messenger RNA of Camellia sinensis, 1413 nucleotides long. NCBI's taxonomy places the organism in Eukaryota, Viridiplantae, Streptophyta, Magnoliopsida, Ericales, Theaceae. The record is from RefSeq and is a predicted model, not a curated record.
AUGUAUUCAAUGAGAAAUACUUCCCUAGGAGUGUUCGCCUACAAAAAACAGAGGGAAUUUUUGAAGUUGGAGCAAGGGAAUAAGACGGUUGCAAAAUAUGAAGCCGAGUUUACGAAGUUGUCUAAAUUUGCAUCAGCAUUUGAAACAGACGAGGAUAGCAAAGCACGAAAGUUCAAAGGUGGGCUAAGAAUGAACAUUAUGCAACAGGUAGUUCCUUUCGAGUUACCAACUUUUGGAGUAGUGUUGAAUAAGGCAUUGUUGGUUGAGAGUGGCCUUACUAGAGCCCAAGAAGAGAAAGAAAAGAAUUAUAAGAAGAGGCCUAGUUCUUCUAACUUCCAAACUAACAACAGUUCGAAGGGCAAUGCUAAGAGACAAAACACUUCUUCAGUUGGGAGUUGGGGAAGUCAAACUAUAGUUGGUAGUGUUGACAAGCAGAACGAUCGGGUACAGUGCACUAUAUAUAAUGGAUUCCAUCGGGAUAGUGAGUGUCGUUGGAAUACUAGGGCUUGUUUCUCUUGCAGGCAACAGGGGCACAGAAAAGCUGAUUGCCCUAACCAAAAGGGGCGUGAGACUGAACAGAAAGCAUGGACAAAUAAAGGAACUUCAACAGACAAAGUGUUUUCAGGAAAUCAAAAGAAAAAUGGAGGUCAUAAGCCAAAGACUCGGGGUCGAGUGUACGCACUCACACAACAAGAUGUUCAGACUUCUAACACAGUGGUGACAAGUACUAUUUUAGUGUCUUCUGUUUAUGCACAUGUGUUAUUUGAUUCUGGAGCUACAAAUUCAUUUGUGUCUGUGGGAUUUGUUAAGAAACAUGGAUGGAAAUGUGUCUCUAGAGAGAUUGACUUAUGUGUUGAAACCCCAAUAGAAGCUUUGCAAGCUAGACGAUUGUUGAGAAAUGGUUGCGAGGGUUAUUUAGCUUCUAUGACAGAUACCUAUGAAACUAAAUUGAAGUUAGAGGAUAUUCUAGUUGUAAAGGAAUUUUCCGAUGUUUUUCCUGAAGACUUACCGGGGUUGCCACCAGAUAGAGAGAUUGAGUUUGCCAUCGAAUUGAUACCCAGCACCGGUCCUAUCUCUAAGGCUCCGUAUCGGAUGGCCCCAGAAGAGUUGAAGGAACAAUUAGAAGAGUUACUAGAUAAGGGCUUUAUUAGGCCUAGUGUUUCUCCUUGGGGUGCGCCCGUUUUCUUUGUGAAAAAGAAGGAUGAUGGGGUGUCUGUUGACCCUAAGAAAGUGGAGGCGGUGGUAGACUGGAAUAGGCCUACUAAUGUCACAGAAAUUCGUAGCUUCUUGAGUUUAGCAGGAUAUUAUAGAAGGUUUAUUGAGGGAUUUUCUCGAAUUUCUAUGCCUUUGACUCGUUUAACACAAAAAGGGGUUAAAUUUGAGUGGUCUAAUGAUUGUGAGAAGAGUUUCUAG